Molecule: messenger RNA, 3912 nt
Organism: Trichechus manatus latirostris (Florida manatee)
Lineage: Eukaryota; Metazoa; Chordata; Mammalia; Sirenia; Trichechidae
Gene: DMAC2L
Product: distal membrane arm assembly component 2 like
Exons: 5
Coding region: 145-798 (217 amino acids)
Source: RefSeq, a predicted model, not a curated record
ACUUGAGCCCGACACUGACCCGGUCGCCGCGCCUAUCCACGUCGGGGCCAAUGAGGCGCGCGCCUUUGCCUCACGUGGUAGAGGUAGGCGACGACCAAUGGACGCGCGCGGCUGAGGGCGAAAGGCAGGCCGGCGCCGCCGUAGAUGCGGGGGACGCUCGCUCGCUCCCUCCCUCCGUCUCUCCGACGCUAUCAAAUGAUGCUGUUUGGAAAAAUCUCCUGGCAGUUCUGCGGCUUAAAGAAACUCCCAUGGUCAUGUGACUCCAGGUCCUUCUGGGGCUGGUUGAAUGCAGUAUUUAAUAAAGUAGAUUAUGAACGCAUCAGGGAUGUUGGCCCAGACAGGGCAGCAUCUGAGUGGCUGCUGCGCUGUGGGGCCAUGGUGCGGUACCACGGCCAGGAGAGGUGGCAGAAGGACUACAACAACCUCCCAACAGGCCCUCUGGACAAAUACAAGAUUCAAGCAAUCGACGCCACCAACUCUUGUAUCAUGAACAUUGGAUUUGAUCACAUGGAGGGCCUACAGCACGUUGAAAAAAUAAAAUUAUGCAAGUGUCAUUAUAUCGAGGAUACCUGUUUAGAGAGGCUUGGUCAAUUGGAAAAUUUACAAAAAAGCAUUUUGGAAAUGGAAAUAAUUUCCUGUGGGAAUGUCACAGAAAAAGGCAUCAUUGCUUUGCAUCACUUAAGAAACCUCAACUAUUUGUUGUUAUCUGACCUUCCUGGAGUAAGAGAAAAAGAAAAGAUUGUCCAAGCCUUUCAGAUAUCACUGCCUUCUCUGAAGCUAAAAUUAGACUUGAAGUAAAAAAAGAAAAAAAUAGUAAUAAUCAACAAGUGUCUUAUUUCAUUGUAAAGAAUCAUUUGAAAUUGUUAAUUCUAAACAGCAGCAAAUAUCAUGUAAUUGUUAAUAGAACUGUAAGGAUGUCAGGUCAUGGCAUUUUAGAAGGGGAAAGGGCAUGCUGAGUCCAUAUGUAGAAAAUAGAUGUGACUCACUAUAGUUACUAACUUGGAAGUGAGAAUUGAUGUACAUUAAAUCAUUUUAAGAAAAAUGCACAGCACGUUGCAUUUAAAUUCUAAUAUAUUCCUCAGAUAAUAAUAUAGCUAUUUCUGGAUAUAGUGAUACAGAAGUCUCCAAAGUGAUUUGAAUGUCUAACACAGAUAUUCUGUAUUGUAUUAUAUGAACAGUAAUUUAUAUUACAUUUUACUAUAACUUUAAAGUUACUGAAGCAUGUUACUAUAAAUGCACAAUUGUGAAAACGUGAAGCUGAAUUACAGAUUCACUGAUGAUGGAAUCAGUUGUGCAGAGUUGUCAGUGGUUACUGAGGCAUGCCUUUCAUACUGCAUCCUGGCAUUUGCACGUAUGUCUCAUGAUCCUGGUUUCCUGUUUUCUUUAUAUCAUACACCCUUUCUCAGAAUGAAUAAUUUCUGAUUAAUUUGUCUAUUUUGUAAGCUUAGGCUAGGGUUUUAUUAAAACUGAACAUAGAUACUUGACUGAAUUUAAAAAGUUUUGCUGAUUGAACAGGGAUACAAAGGGAAACAAUUGUAAAGAUAAAAACCAGCAUAGCUACACUUACUUUUUCUUAAAUUAAAAAAUUGCUUUAAACAGGAAAUUUUAACAUGUCAAUUAGAAGCUAAUUUUUCUUCCUUCAUAUAUUCUUGGAUACUAUCUCCUAUCAGCUCAAGAGACAUCAAAAUGAAUGGAAACACAUAAUUUAUAUCUAGAAUACAAGAAUAAAGAAUAUUAAUAGGUAAAAUAGGUCUUUAUUUUGACCUGCUUGAAGUGGCCCUGAUUUGAUUAUUGUUAGUAACUGCUGACUUGUUUAUGGAUGUCUGUAUGUUGGUUUGAACAUUAAGAUGAUGAAUAUAACUUUGACUGGAAAUGCUUUUAAAAUAAACAACACUUUCUAUGAUACAGCUUUCAGGUAGAAACAAAUUUUAGGUGCAUUUAAAAACCAAUUUAUGUAAAUAGCACAUAACAUAAAUGGUUUCCUUUUUACUAAUAUAAUUGCUAACGUCUUUCACUAGAAAAAAAUCAGAAUAGUAAAUUAAAAAAACAAGGAUGUAGAAGUUUCAUGUGACACAGUGGUGAUUCCAGGCUGAGGAAAGGAUUACAGACAUGGUGAAAUACAAGCAUAAAUUUAAUAGAACUCAUUAGAAAAAGAUGAGCCCUUUUUCUCACGUUUCUGUUUCAUUUCUGUGUGACCAGGCAACUGGUUCACCUCAGUUUAGUCUAGAGCUAUUCUUUCUGAGUAGUUUUCUAUAAAACUAUUGGAUUAACUAGGUAGUUAUAGUCAUCUGCCUCCGUCAAGUGCAUUUUCUUAGGUUAAGGAAGCACACACAAACUAUUCACAGAAGUUGGAUGUCCUUCCUUUUCAUUGGAAUCAAAGCUACAAAAUAAGAAUGGGAUGAUACUGGAACUGUUACAUAGCCCACUAUCAGCUCUAUGCAAGAAGCUACAUACAUCAGGAAGCCUUAGAAUGUCAUUAAACUGGCUGGGGUGGCUAAGAUAAUAGAGCAGAUGCCAGAAUGUAGUGGAUCACGUAGCAGUAGAUGAAUGGGAUAAAAUGCUCUCAUGAAGAAAAUUCACAUAGCAAUAAACUGAGAAUGCAGAAGAAAUGUUUUUAAAAUAUAGUAAAAUACCAUUUUGAAAACUGUGGCUGAGAACUGCUAGAAAAUAGUAACAGCACAUUAACCAAAAAUGGUGUUGAGCUGCAAGAAACAGACACAGGCUUCACAUUGUUCUUGUCUAUAGGGGACAAGGAUGAAAAAGCUUUUUGAAUAGGAGCAGUGGGCCAAGGCAAAACAAACAAUAUGCCAUCAUUUUAAGUCUCACUGUACAAAGAUAGGAAUCUUCAGUUGUAUCAUUUUGGAUUACUUAUUAUUUAUUCCCGUUGCUGUUGAGUCGAUUCCAACUCAUAGCGACCCUGUAGGACAGAGUAGAACUGCCCCAUUUGGUGGUUAUAUAUUAGUUAAUAGGUUAGUAUAUAUACACACGCAUAUAUAUGUAUAUAAUGUAUGUGUGCAUACACAUACAUUCACAUGUAAAUAGAUGUUUCAGGGAAAACAAGUUUAUAAUGUAAAGCUUUUCCAUUAUGCAAGUAAAAUCUCAAAAGCAGUUUCUUCCAAAACCCAGAUCACUAUUUACAGUCCUACCUGUAGCUCAGUCUCCAGGCCUGAGGCUGAGCUGGAGAGAAUGCAGUACUACUAAUCAUUUUCAGGGUGGUGGGUUCAGUUCCUAUGAAGAUUGUAGUUCUUGUUCUACCCUUUGACCACCUUAGUCAGCUGCCAAGCAUCAUGUCAUUGGUUGCAAGGGGAAUCGGGUGAACAUGUGCACAUAGAUUUUUGUAAAUCCAUCUUGUUAGCAUGCUUUACUGAAGGUAAAGACAAAAGUAUAAGAAAUGUCUAUAAAGAUUAAAUAUAUAAGCAUAUAACAGUAUUUUUAUAAUCAUUUUAAAUAUUUUUAACAUCUGAUUCAAAAAAUAUUUUAGAAUAUAUAAAUCAGGAGACAGCAAGUAGGAAAUAGAACUUAACAUUUUGAUUUCAAGAACUAAAACUCUCCUUUACUAUGAUACUGAGACAAUCUGGAUGCAGGAGAAUAGGAGGAUUCAAGGCAACAGAGAUACAAGGAAAUACAUUAUGGGCAUUCUGUAGUAUUUUUAACUUGUCACAUAUGGUACAAAUUGAAGCAAAAAUCUUUUUGACAUCAUGUAAUUUUGCGAGAGGAAUGUGCAGUAGAUACAGUUUAUGUUCUCUCUAUAAGCUUGGCUGCUUGAAUACAACAAAAAUACAGGUGAAACUCCAAACAAGUUUUCCUUUCUGUCCAGGACACUAUCAUCAAGCAUGGAAGACUGGAUCUGUAAUUUCUUGCCAAGUGUUCCCCCUGCCCCACCCUAGUUAAUUGCUUGUGUUUUCUCCUGAU